GUAGUGUAUAAAGAAGGGCAUUAUUGAAAUAUUGGUCCUUGUUUCCUCCAUUAAAAACCCAUAAACUCUCCACAAAAACAGAACCAACAGAGCAGAGAUUGGUUUAUUAUAAACAGGAUGACAGAAGUCAUAUUAAAUGUUGAUGAACAUUUUAUAUAUCCUGCAUCUGAGAUUAUAUGUUGUAGAAUUUGUCAUGAAGCCGAGUUCGAAAGCUGUAAAUCAUUAGAAUCUCCAUGUUCAUGUUCUGGAACCGUCAAGUUUGCGCAUAGAGAUUGCGUACAGAGAUGGUGUGAUGAGAAAGGAAACACUAAUUGCGAAAUUUGCCUCCAGAAAUUUGAACCGGGAUAUUCAGCGUCGACACCCUCCAAACAAAACCAUGAGACUGAUGUCCCUAUUCGAGAAAGAUUGGAAGUUCCUAGAACAGAUGAAAAUCUUGAAGCAGUUGUCAUUGUUGAUGAAGAAGAAACCUUGGUUGAAAGAGAACUUACAAACUGUUCAUCAGUUGCUGAUACCACUAUUUCAGUGUGGAGAAAUUUGGCUCUUAUAUUUACAAUGCUUCUACUAGCGAGACAUUUUAUUGGGGUGCUAGUUGGCGAAACAGGAGAUUACCCAUUUACCCUUUUAACAUUAAUAGUUAUAAAGACUUGUGGGAUAUUGCUUCCAAUGUACAUAAUAUUGCGAAUGAUCGAUAUGGUCCAUAACAUCAUCACACAUCAAUAUCCGGAUUUGGAACGUGGCCACAUAUAGUUGACAACUUGACAUACACAAGUACAACGAACAAGAUAACUGUCAAACUCUGAUUGGUGGCAUUGGAUAGGAUUGGCUUCAGUAUAUAGUCUUAAAUUCUUCUAACUAGGUUGCAGCCUGUUGAACCCACAAUUAGUUAUUAAAACCCUGUUAUGUUCAUCACUUGAAUCAAUAUAGAUAAGAAAAAGGGUUUAUUGCACCAUCA
Messenger RNA from Helianthus annuus (common sunflower), 952 nucleotides. RefSeq lists its product as uncharacterized. Gene Ontology annotation, cellular component: membrane. The transcript is spliced from 7 exons. NCBI's taxonomy places the organism in Eukaryota, Viridiplantae, Streptophyta, Magnoliopsida, Asterales, Asteraceae. Bases 118 to 747 code for a protein of 209 amino acids. The record is from RefSeq and is a predicted model, not a curated record. Gene Ontology annotation, biological process: protein ubiquitination. Gene Ontology annotation, molecular function: ubiquitin-protein transferase activity; zinc ion binding.